AUGGCGAAUGGUCCACAAACAUCAAGAGGUGCGACGCAGACGGCUAACGAAGCUUCAAAUACUACGUCUAAAGUUAAUUCUCCCCGAGAAUUUGAGUUUACUAAACCAGAGGCAUGGCCGGUUUGGAUUAAACGUUUUGAGAGAUAUUUAUCUGUGGCUGGCCUGACAAAUAAGUCAGAAAAAGAAAAAGUUGAUUUGCCAUGCUACACAAUGGGCGAAGAAGCCGAAGAUAUCUUGUUACGUAUAUUUCCUAACCUCGUGAAUGAGACUCUUUACAGUGAGGUUAAGAAAAGAUUUGACGAGUAUUUUUCUCCAAAAAAGAACGUUAUAUUUGAGAGAUACAAGUUUAACUCGAGAUUCCAAGAAGAAUCUGAAAGUGUUGACUCUUUUAUUACGGCUUUGCACGCGUUAGCUGAAAAAUGCGAUUAUGAAACAUUAAAAGAUGAUCUUAUUCGUGAUCGCAUCGUCAUCGGGAUAAAAGAUGUUAGAGCUUCUGAACGAUUACAGCUCACUCCAAAUCUCACGCUAGAAAAUGCAAUUACGUUAGUGCGACAAGCGGAGAUGCAAGAAAAGCAAAAUAAAGUUUUGCGCUCAAAGAACCCAGAAAAAAGUGAAGUGAAUCGUAUUAUAAAAAAGAAGCCUAGUGUUAAAAAAAGUAACGAAAAACAUGGAGAUACAGCGAAAAGCGAAAAUUGCUCUCGCUGCGGUUUACGAAAACAUCAUUCGAAGAAGUGCCCUGCACUCAACUCAACUUGUCGAAACUGCGGGAAGAAGAACCACUGGGACAAGGUGUGUCGGAGCAAGUCGAUCAACGCCAUACACGGUGCGGAUCCCGAAGAAGACGACACGAGCGAAGAUGUUUUCAACACACACUUCAUCGGAGCAGUGAAACGUAAACAAAACAAUUCUCGCGAUUACACAGCAGAGUUCGAGGUUUUAAAUCUUGCACCUUACAUCGAAAAGGUGAACUCACGUAACAAGGAUCCAGUUAUCCUACCGUGCGAAUUAACUCAGGUAUCUCAAUCACGUAACAAUGUAAAUCCUGAAAAUAAUGUAUCAUUGCGUGUAACAAAUCAAAAUGCUAAUAAUAUAUCUGUAAACCAAGAAGCUAACAGUAAUCAAUGUUCCGAAAUGCAGUCAACAGCUGUUCAACAAGUAUUGCCGAUUAGGUCCAAUACGAACGAAGAUGUACGUAAGUCAAGUCGCAACAGACAACCGACAAAACGCUUUGGCAUUGAUUAA
Neodiprion virginianus is the source of this 1242-nucleotide messenger RNA. RefSeq lists its product as uncharacterized. The record is from RefSeq and is a predicted model, not a curated record. Gene Ontology annotation, molecular function: nucleic acid binding; zinc ion binding. Bases 1 to 1242 code for a protein of 413 amino acids. NCBI's taxonomy places the organism in Eukaryota, Metazoa, Arthropoda, Insecta, Hymenoptera, Diprionidae. The transcript has 2 exons.